GCAUCGGACGGCGGUUCAUCUUCAUCAUCAUCAUCUUCUUUAUCAUCAUCAUCAUCGCCGCCGCCUCGCUGCGUCCUCGUCUUCAGCGGGAAGAGGAAGUCGGGCAAGGACUUCGUGACGGACUUGCUGCGCGAAAGUAUGGCCAGAUGACUGCUCGGCCACCCUCACGGCCAUGGCAGCGUCAGGAGACCAUCAUCCAGCGGGCUACGUUGCUCUGGCUGGGAGAAGACGUGUGUGCGAUCCUGCGACUGUCUGGACCGCUGAAGAGCCAGUUCGCCAAGGAGCACCAGCUGGAGCUGGACAAGCUGCUGGACGCGAGCGACUACAAGGAGCGCUACCGGGGGGACAUGAUCCGCUGGGGCGAGGCUCGUCGGUCCGCCGACCCCGGCUUCUUCUGUCGACUGGCGACGCAAAGCGACGGGGCGCGGUGCCCCGUGUGGUUAAUCAGCGACGCGCGACGCCGAUCGGACGUGGAUUGGUUCGCUCGCCACCACGGCGCGGUGACGCGCACCGUGCGGGUCUCGGCCUCCGACGGCACGAGGCGGAAGCGAGGAUGGGUGUUCACGGCAGGGAUCGACGACAUGGAGUCGGAGUGCGGCCUGGAUUCCGGAGUGCAGUGGGACUGGAACAUCCGGAACGACGCACCGGACGGCGACCUGGACACUCAGCUGCAGGAGAUUUUGAGUCACGUGGAGCUGCAACUCGGGAGCUGACAAAACGCGUGGCACGGUGGCCUCUCGUCGUCGCCCAAGGCCCCCCCCCCCUCCCUGGUUGAUUUGCAUGGCCACUGCUGCUGCACGCAACCGCCCUGCCCCGCCCUGCACCGCCCGCCUCCAGUCCCUUUCCAAUCAAAGGGUGCAGCGGUGAGAAACACUGCACUUGGAACGUGGCGACCCGAAUUUGAUUUCCGGACGCGGCUGACAUCGGCGGCGAGUGAUAUGUGAACCUCGGUCCUGGCGUACUUCACCCACCCUUCACCUGCCCUUCACCCGCCCUUCACCCGCCCUCCACCCGCCCUUCACCCACCCUUCACCAACCCUUCACCCGCCCUUCACCCGCCCUUCACCUGCCCUUCACCCGCCCUUCACCCGCCCUUCACCAACCCGUACUGCUGACCAGGGUGGCGAAGUACGGUCAAACAACGCCGCCCUGUAUCCCGCCAACCCAUCAACGCGCACCGCAUUGCGUGCGCUCUCAGAUGCGGUUCUGCGGCCGUCUGGAACGCUCUUCAAUCCGAUAUUAGGAAACCACUGGGAGCUUUGCACUUUGAAAUCAUCAAGAUUGUAACAGCCAUGUCUUUAGAACCGCUUGAUUCCGAUCAGCAUGAAGAAGUUCAACGUACGUACACACCUGGUGACGUGCCGGCUAGGCCUUCGGCAACAAAUAUAUUAAAGGACCAAAUAUUAUUUAUAGUUGUGUUACACUUGACACCUCUGUGACUCUUGAUCAAAGUGGUUUCUCCUUUCAAGUUAGCAUGUGACCUCACCCUCCAGAGAAAGUGGUGGAAAUCCCAAAUUCCUGUGGCGGGUGCUAGUACGUCCGCGACAUCGGUGUGCGUUCGUGGUUGUAUCGUGUGGUAACCGUCGAACAACACCUCCGCCGAUGGCCUCGCCAGACGGAGACAGCUGCCACUCUUGCCAUGGCAGCCUGCGCCAAAAGGGCAGCCGUAAAUCAAUUAAAGAGAAGAUAAUUUUAAAUA
Lethenteron reissneri (Far Eastern brook lamprey) is the source of this 1699-nucleotide messenger RNA. RefSeq names its product phosphomevalonate kinase-like. The record is from RefSeq and is a predicted model, not a curated record. Gene Ontology annotation, molecular function: phosphomevalonate kinase activity. Lineage: Eukaryota; Metazoa; Chordata; Hyperoartia; Petromyzontiformes; Petromyzontidae. Gene Ontology annotation, cellular component: cytoplasm. Gene Ontology annotation, biological process: isopentenyl diphosphate biosynthetic process, mevalonate pathway; cholesterol biosynthetic process.